Stereum hirsutum FP-91666 SS1 is the source of this 156-nucleotide messenger RNA. RefSeq lists its product as uncharacterized. The transcript has 2 exons. Lineage: Eukaryota; Fungi; Basidiomycota; Agaricomycetes; Russulales; Stereaceae. Bases 1 to 156 code for a protein of 51 amino acids. The record is from RefSeq and is a predicted model, not a curated record.
AUGAAUGACGUUCGUGGGGUACCCAGAGAGGGUGGCAAGCGGUUCUCCGUUGAGCUUGAGGCUGCCGGACGCAAAACAGGUCUGGAAUUCGAGUUUUUUGGUGCGCGAGAUUACGCACUUACCUCUUCACCCCUCUCCACGAUUAUUUUCUUUUAA